ACCUGGUAUCCUACAUUCAAACUUUUUCAAAAGGCGCCAAACUGGCCGAACACCCAAUAUGGCGGACCAAGCUCGUCGAAUUUAGGACGGCAGGGAUCAUACCGAAAUUGCUGCAUGACGUUUGUCGCUUACCACCUGAAUGCGGCACAAACAUGCUGCUAGGAGCUGUCGGCAGGGAUCAACAUCUAAUUUGCGAUGCUGGGUUCCGAGAAUGACCAACAUUAGGAGAUACUGAACGUAGGGGAGGACGCGUCGCUACGCGCCGAAUGUUACUGUACGCAAUGUCUAGGGGAGAAAUACAGGGUGGACAUGAGCUAAGGCCUCGCAUCCGACACAAGAAGCCAAAGCGUAUGCUUCGCAGUUGGUAUUCCUUUCUCAACCAGGAGCAACAGAAUAACAAGCUCAGAAUUUCCAGCGCUGUUGAUGAGACGGUGAAGCAGCCCAGUUAUAAAAAUGUCACUUCUAGCCAAGCGUCAAAGGAGAAAGAAGUGGGGGCCUGUGGAGCUGCACCACCCCUUGCAGUUGAUUGCAAUGGCUUUGCUCCGCUGAAAUACACCAACCACAUCAGCCAUGUUGAGAAAGCUGUCAACUGUAAAAACCACACACUGGACUAUGUUUCAGAUCCACUCCAAGGAGGGAGGUGUAUACCUGCUAAUUCUGUAGAAGUGGAAGAUGAAGAUGAAGAGACUGAGGAAGAAGAGGAAGACAGUGAUCUCAUGUGCAGUGUGUGCAGCAAAGGGGAAUCCGAGCCUCCAAAUGAGAUUGUCAUAUGUGACACUUGCAACAAGGGGUUCCACCAGCUCUGUCACCUGCCCAAGAUCAGUGACCAAGUUCUUCUACCCAACAUCCCUUGGCACUGCAGGCACUGUGUACCUGUGGGAUCCGUACGAGUAAGUGUCUUCGGUCCUAUUUUCUUUUCUGUUUGUCACAAAGUUUUGGACCUAAGAUGUGGUCACAUUGAAUUCCAGAAGAGCGCAAAGAACUAUAGGAAUGGUAUGCGGGUGCAGACAUUCAAACUUGGCCUUCCAUAUGACAUAAAGUCUCUGGAAUGGGAUAGCCAUCACAGAACUAACCUCCGAAAUCGCUAUUGCUAUUGUGGAGGUCCUGGAGAGUGGAACAAAAAAAUGUUGCAAUGCCUGGUUUGCCAGCAGUGGUUUCAUGAAGCCUGUAUUCAGAGCUUGGAGACUCCCCUGCUGUAUGGCGACAGAUUUUACAACUUCACAUGCUCUGUGUGCAAUAAUGGUCCCGAGAUUGUAAAAAGGCUUCCGUUGGCCUGGGUUGAUGUCACCCACCUUAUACUGUACAACAUGAAUGUGGAAAACCCCAAAAAGAACUAUGACCUGGACGAGGAUAUCCUCCCGUUUCUCAACUCCAUAUGGCUGGCACUACAACUUCCUCCUGACAUGUCCCGAUCAUCGCCCCGAGAACGUCGGUGUAACAUAUUCCGUUGCCUGGACACUGACGAAUCAAGGUUCAAAGCUACAAAGGACAUGAAGAAGCGACGAUUACUUUGGUGCUUGAGAACGAAAACUGUACCACCCCUUCCACCUGAAGUUUCGCAGCCUGAAAACAAAGACAAUGCAGGAAAAACGGAAGAUGAAGUUUUCACCAAGAAUGCUCCUGCCAGAAGAUCUGUCCCGCAGAAAACACAUUCACCUAGUCCAGACAGAGAAGACAGCCGGAAACGUAGGAACAAUAGCCAUGCAAAGAAUAACAGCACCAGUCGGAAGUUGCCCAAUGGUCUUGUGCGUCACCAGAACAGCAAGGCACCCGUAAAAGCAACCGCAAAAGCACACCUAAAUGGGACCUGCAGAGUUCCACCAAACGGUGCCGUGGGAGGGGGAAGUGCGGCGGCGUUCCUCGAGACGUUUAUCCCUCCUCCUCCAGAUUUUGGGGGCAGCAACCACCCGUUCUACGACUUGGACAAGGGAAGGCCCAAAAAGUGCCGUAGCCGACGUCCCGCGAAGCGAAAGUUACUCAGUCAGAAGGACAUACGGACGGCAUCCAAGCGCCGACGGCGGCGACGCUCGGCCUCGGUUUCGACCACUUACACAGCUGCCACGGAGGAUUCCAGCCACUCUGACACCAGCGACAUGGAAGUUGAAGACGUGGCGUACAACAUUUCACCUCGCUGGCGAAGGCGGUCUCGAGGGAACAGGGAAGUGAACAGUGUGACUGGUAACAUGAAGUUGCUAGCAAGGAGAAUGACGGCCGACGGCAAGAUUCAGUUCCUCAUAGAAAGAGAAGCAUGAGACAGACGAAAGGAAGUGUGUUGGGACCUGCGGGGAAGAUGCACAAAGUGUGUUCAUCUGUUCAGACUGGUGCAUAAAUAUGUGCUAGCAAAUGUGGAGAAUGCAUUUUAAACCUUGAGCCGCGUGCACUUGUACACAACGCAUAGACUGAGUGAAUGUGAACAGUUUAGAAUCUAGGUAUGUUUUGAUAUAACUCCUUUCUGCAUUGCAAAUGGGACAAUGCUGUACAUACCUGACUGUAAAUAUACUAGUUGAUGAGAAUGAAGGUGCUUGUUUUUCUGGCCAUGGCUCGUGCAUAUAAAAUGUUUGUUGAGUGUCCUGUGAGUGGUCACGCCCUGUGUUUUUUUUUUUUUUAAUGCGAUUACAAGGGUGUAGCACAUGAACUGAAUUGUGUAGAAGUAGUAAAAGGAGGAUGGCAAUGAGCUCAAACUGUUAGCACAGAUACUUCUAUUCAACGGGUUAAUCUGACUUCUGUACUUCACAAGUGCUUCGUGGCACUUUCAUCAUUUUAAAUCUUAAGCUUGCUACUGCAUGAGAACCUAUGGAUUACUGCAUUUUUUUUUUUUUCCGUUCUAUACUACAAUAUUGUUGACUUUAUUUUUUCUUUAAAACUUUGAUAACUGACAAGGUAUCCACUGUCAUCGGCAUUGUAUUUUAUAAACUCGUUAACUGUGGUUUUGGUGUAUAAUUAAACAUUCAAUCAUUUCUGCUGUUUAUAAGAAACGAAGUAUCCACGAAGUAUCUCUCACGUCUUUUGCACAAAGAGUGCCAUGUGGGGUGUCAAUCAGGAGAUCAGUGAACAGGAGACAUAUCAGAAUUUAUCUACUGACACUUAUAGCCCUUAUCAGAGUGUCCAAAUAUAAAUUGCAUGAAGACAACUACAAAAGAGAACCUUAGUUCCUAACAUUGCCGCUAAGUGAGAUCAGGAUUUGCCAGGGAGUACAAAGAUGUUGCCAGCCAAGCGUCUGCACAUGUGUGCUAGGUAUGUGUGUUUGGGUGUGCACGUGUGUGUGUGUGGUGGAUGUCUGUUUUUUGAGGCACGUUUUUCAAAACUGCCAGCCAUUUUGUACCCUGUGUAUAUUAGAGGAAAUCAACUUUUUUAAUGGCCUUACACAUGAACCCAUGAUAUUGUGUGUGAGAAAUGAAAAAAAAAGUGCUUUUGACUGUUUCUAUGGUACUGCCGUUAUACUUCACAUUGUUUGCUAGUCGAUUUCCACUUUUCAGUUUCUGUUAGUUCAUUGAGCACCAUGUGUCCUUGUAAAUGGGAAGAGCCUAUAACCGUUUGUCUUACGUGCAGAACAGCAAAAUUCUGUAACAGGCCUCAUUCUGCGAAAAACAGAAUGUUAGCAUCUGUCGGGUUAUUCGUUACCGUUAAAUAUUGUGAGGCAGUAGUUGAAAGAAGCAGCAGUCAUUGGUAAUGACUGUGUGUACCUGUUACCCUGUUUUUCUAGCUAUGUUUUCUGGGCUGUGGUGUCACCAUCCUGGCAGGGGUGGCUUUUGUAUUCCAUUUUGGACGUUAAUGUGGCCGGACCAUUGUUGAGUGUGAGGAGUGAUGACCUCAUGGUAGUGACACUGACAACAUUAAAAGUCUUUGAAUGGUACCAAAGAAUGAUACUGUCCGUUUGGUGGUGUUUGCUUCAAAGUGCUGUUAAAGUGGAAUAAAAUAUAUUUACAUUGUA
This is a messenger RNA of Ornithodoros turicata, 3931 nucleotides long. It is a transcript of the gene Pcl, whose product is annotated as metal-response element-binding transcription factor 2-like. Lineage: Eukaryota; Metazoa; Arthropoda; Arachnida; Ixodida; Argasidae. The record is from RefSeq and is a predicted model, not a curated record. The transcript is spliced from 15 exons. Gene Ontology annotation, molecular function: DNA binding; chromatin binding. The coding region runs from base 267 to 2252 and encodes 661 amino acids. Gene Ontology annotation, biological process: regulation of DNA-templated transcription; chromatin organization. Gene Ontology annotation, cellular component: nucleus.